This is a messenger RNA of Uranotaenia lowii, 631 nucleotides long. RefSeq lists its product as uncharacterized. Lineage: Eukaryota; Metazoa; Arthropoda; Insecta; Diptera; Culicidae. Bases 10 to 570 code for a protein of 186 amino acids. The transcript is spliced from 2 exons. The record is from RefSeq and is a predicted model, not a curated record.
AAUCCGUUGAUGUUUCCUCGAGCAGAGGUGUCAUUUGUAAAUCAAACAGACAUUUCGAACGAAAAAAGAAGGCAAAUCAUGUGGCCGGGCCGGAAAAAGUUCAAGGCGCACGACGCCGACUUCACCGGACAUCCAGAAACGCUCGAGAAGGUACCGCACCGGACGCGCUUCGAUCUGUUCCAUCGAACCAAAGAGAUACUGGGACUAAAACGGCCCGUUGCGGAAGAAAAACACGUUAGAAAGGAAACGCCAAAACAGACGGCGGCAGAGAAAUGUCGUGCCGGACGACCGAAAGUGAAUCUGUUCCCACAGAUUUCGCUGAACGAUGUGCGGGAGAAGGAUUUGAAUAGCAUCGUUGAGUACAUGUACAGUUCGGAUUGGAAGGAAGCGGCGCUGUUCACUCGGACUGUUAGCUGUCGGAACAUCGGUAAGGAACGAGAAGGAUUGAAACAGGAAGACGUUGUGCGUGACUUUCCCAACCGAUUCCGGAAUAAAUCCCAGAAGAUUGAACCCUUUGAUCUACCCGUUUCGGACGUUAACUUAUCCCAUUGGUACAAAACGUUUUCGUAAAGUUUUAGAUAGUAAAUUAUAACAAAAAUUACCAGUAGAACAAGAACCUAUUUACUCUGCU